This is a messenger RNA of Acanthosepion pharaonis, 1635 nucleotides long. Lineage: Eukaryota; Metazoa; Mollusca; Cephalopoda; Sepiida; Sepiidae. The record is from the annotation of a GenBank genome assembly.
AUGCAUUGUGGGGUUCUUGUCUCCCCCCCCCCUGCACACACACAAGAAAAAGAUGAAAACGAAGCUACUCCCUGUGUCUCUCUGUCACAAUUACUCAUUGCCUCUCUCUCUCUCCCCCCUCUCUCUCUCUCUCUCUCACUCACUGUCAUUGCAUUUUGCUCUCUGUCUCUUUCUUUCUCUCACUGUCAUUUCUCGAUCUCACUUACUGACUUGGAUCCCACACUCUCUUUUUCUCGGUUUAUCUCUCUAUCUCCCGGCACCUUUGCCUGUUUGUCUUCACAGCUUUCAUUCUCUCUACUCUCCCUUUCUCUCCGACUGUCUGUCAGUCACCCGCUUAUUGUAUUUCUACUAUUCUCUCUCUCUCUCUCUCUCACUCUCUCUCUCUCGGCUUUUCUCUCUAUAUAUCUUUCAAUAUGUCUCUUAAAUUCUUUCUCCUUUUCUAUGUCUUUCCCUGUACAUCAUCACGUUUUUCUCUUUGUUUUGAUUAACCGCUUGCGACUUCUCCUCACUCUCUCACUCUCUCUGUCACUCUCCUCUCUCACUCAAUCCCUCUCUCUCUCUCUCUCUCUCGCUUUCUCUCUCUCUUACUCACACUCUUUCAUACUCUCUCUCUCUCUCUCUCGCAUUCUUUCUCUCUCUUCUUUUUCAUUUUGCUUUCUAUCUAUAUUUACUUUUUUUCCUAUUUCAUGUUCUUUGCUUUUUCUUUCCUUCCUUCCUUUCUCAUUUUUUCUGUUUGUAUUUCUAUUCCCUUUUCUUUUUCUCUCUUUCACUCUAGUAUUUCUACUGUUAAUUGAUUCUUUUUUUCUUUCUAAUUCUUUACUUCCGUUUUUUUUCACUUUCCUUCUUUUUGAUUUUCUGAUCUUUAAUUUAUUUCUUUUUUCAAACCUUUUCUUCCUUUUUGUCUUUCUUUCUGUCUGUCUUUCUCUCUCUUUCUUUCUUUCUUUCUUUAUUCUUUCUUUCUUUUCUUUUAUUCAUUUUAAUGUUCUCGUUCGUCUUUUAUUAACUUCUUUCAUUUAUUCAUUUAUUUAUUUCUUUUUUUCCUUUUCUUUCAUUCAUUCAUUCCUUUCAUUUUUUAAUUCAUUCCUUUCUUUCUUUAUAUUAUUCCUUUCUUUUUCUUUCUUUCUUUCUUUCUUUCUUUCUUUCUUCCAUUCCUUCUAUUCCUUCCUUCCUUCCUUUCUUUCUUUCAUUUAUUUUCUGUUUUCCACCGUUCGUCUAUUCUUUCUUUCUGUCUCGUGUUUAGUUGUUUAUUCUUCUAUCUCCUUCAUUCAUUCAUUUUUUCUAUCCCUUUCUUUAGUUUUUAAAUUCUUUUUCCUUUUCUUUCCUUAUUCCCCCCUCCAAUUUCUUUCAUUCAUUCAUUCUAAACUUCUCUUUCGUUCUUUAUUGCCUUCUUUCUUUAUUUCAUUUUUAUUAUUUUAUUUUAUCAUUCUAUCCUUUCCUUUUCUUUCUUCGUUUUUCAGUUGUUUAUUUUAUUCUAUUUCAUUCAUUUUUCUUUCAUCUUUCUUUCAUUCAUUCUCUAAUUCUCUUCCCUGUCGUCUGUUAUUACCUUUUUUUCAUUCAUCCAUUCGUUUUAUUCUAUUUUUUCCUUUCUUUCAUAUAUUUAUUUAUUUAUUUAUCUUUUUCUUCUUUUUUUUUUGA